Helianthus annuus (common sunflower) is the source of this 1700-nucleotide messenger RNA. Its product is annotated as COBRA-like protein 4. Gene Ontology annotation, biological process: plant-type cell wall cellulose biosynthetic process; cellulose microfibril organization. NCBI's taxonomy places the organism in Eukaryota, Viridiplantae, Streptophyta, Magnoliopsida, Asterales, Asteraceae. The transcript has 6 exons. The record is from RefSeq and is a predicted model, not a curated record. Gene Ontology annotation, cellular component: plasma membrane. The coding region runs from base 193 to 1485 and encodes 430 amino acids.
UGUGUAUAUAAUAAAUAAUACAAAUAUAUAUAAUCAUUUUUCAAACUCUAACAACCAGUAGGUAAGCCAUCUUCAAGGUCUAUAACACCCUCCACCUCCAACAGAAUAAUGCUGUGACUUGCUCAACCGUGGAGGCUGAAUCUUUGGCCGAUCGUGUUUGUGUUUUGAGUUCAAGAAACACGAAGCAUCGAGAUGAAGAUCUUCAUCUUGACUUGUGUCUUUCUUGUGAUAUGUUCUUUGUCAGCUGCUUUUGAUCCUCUAGAUCCAACUGGAAACAUAACAGUCAAAUGGGAUAUCAUGUCUUGGACUGCAGAUGGUUAUGUGGCUACGGUAACGAUGAACAAUUUUCAGAUGUACCGCCACAUCCAGACUCCAGGGUGGACUCUCGGAUGGACAUGGGCUAAGAAAGAAGUGAUAUGGUCCAUGGUUGGGGCUCAGGCCACAGAACAAGGAGACUGUUCAAAGUUCAAAGCCAAUGUGCCACAUUGUUGUAAGAAGAACCCAACAGUUGUGGACUUGCUACCUGGUGUCCCUUACAACCAACAAUUUUCCAACUGUUGCAAAGGUGGGGUCGUGGCCGCAUGGGGUCAAGACCCCUCCACUUCAGUCUCGGCCUUCCAGGUCAGCGUUGGGAUGGCCGGGACAACAAACAAGACGGUCAAACUACCGAAGAAUUUCACUCUUUUAGGCCCUGGACCGGGGUAUACAUGUGGACCGGCGAAGGUUGUUCCUUCAACUACUUUUCUCACUCCGGAUCGUCGAAGGAAAACUCAGGCAUUAAUGACAUGGAAUGUGACAUGCACGUAUUCACAAUUUUUGGCUUCAAAACACCCGAGUUGUUGCGUGUCUUUCUCGUCGUUCUACAAUGAAACAAUCACGCCUUGUCCUAAUUGUGCGUGUGGUUGCGAGAACAAGAACAAAUGUGUCAAGAGUGACUCUAAGCUUCUAAGUGUUGUUGGAGUAAAUACACCGAGAAAAGACAAUUCGCCGUUGCUUCAAUGCACUCGGCAUAUGUGUCCCGUGAGGGUUCACUGGCACGUAAAGCAAAAUUACAAAGACUACUGGCGAGCGAAGGUGGCAAUAACGAACUUCAACUAUAGGAUGAACUACACGCAGUGGACGCUCGUGGUUCAACAUCCUAAUCUAAAUAAUGUUACUCAAGUUUUUAGCUUUGACUACAAGCCACUCGUUCCGUAUGGGUCCAUAAAUGAUACGGGUAUGUUCUAUGGCAUGAAGUUCUUCAAUGACUUACUAAUGGAAGCUGGUCCAACAGGAAAUGUACAGUCAGAAGUGCUACUACAAAAGGACCAAAACACAUUCACUUUCAAGCAAGGAUGGGCGUUCCCGAGAAAGGUCUACUUCAACGGUGAAGAAUGCAUGCUGCCUCCACCGGAAUCAUACCCAUUCUUACCAAAUUCUGGUCAUGAAACCCGAGUUGGUGUGCUAACAUUAUUGGUUUCUUUGGUUAUGUUCAUAUUCUUUUGAAUUUAGCAUUACUUGUCUUGCACUUGGUUAGUAGUUUGAGUUUUGAAGCUAAAAGAAUGAUACACAUACACAUGACACAGAGUUGAAUCAAGGUUCAUAAAGUGUCAAAUUCUUUGAAAGAACACAAAAGAUUGUACUUAUUUCAUGAGACUACUGUACUACAAAGAUUUUUGUAUAUUUUAUGGAAUACGAGUUAACUCAACAAAAGUUACCAA